ACCCUUCCAAAAGCAGAAAACACCUUCACUGAUGGUGCCGUUGCGCUGAUAGCAUUGUUCCUGCCGCCUAUUCAGCAAGUAGAGGUCCUUGGGUCUUUGUUGCACGCAGAGGGUUCAUCCAUCGAUAGGAUCUUGAGAUUGGCCCAGAUCCAACGGCCCUGGCCUUCCGUCUGUAGGAAGGGCUGUUAUUUUUGCUGGGAAAGUUUUACCUCUCGGAGCGCUAGCAAUGCGAUCCAUGGAGGGGAGGUUAAGAAGCCAUGUGGAGCAGGAGCAGGAGAGAGUCGGGCUUCUGCCUCAGGGAGGGAGGCUUCGCCGUGAGCUUUGCCUUAUCCGAGAGUUUUUCCUAAGCUGAAUAUCUCGCCCGGACUCUAAGGCUUCUCGUUUUAUUGGUUACGGUCGGCCCGACAAUAUUCUUGUGGAAGCAGAUCGGCUCCGAUUCUGAGGCAUUCGAGUGCGUUUGAGAGCGGAGAGCGCGACGAGGGGCUUAUCUUGGGAGCAAGACGAGUGUCCAGACGUUCUUACGUUCUAAGAAAGUCGAACGACUCAGAUCGUUUGAUCAUCCAACUUAAUUUCAAUCAGCCAUGGCGACAGCAGCGGAAACCGCCAACGCCCAGAACAUUCCUGCUGCAGCAGCUGCUGUUCCAGCACCUGAAUCAUCGUCGGCUUCAUCGGCUUCAUCGUCAUCAGCCUCAUCUCUCCCUUCACAUCUAACCGCAUCAACGGCCGCAAUGUCAGGUUCAUCUGCAUCUCCAUCCUCGUUAACAGCAGCAUCGGGUUUCGCUACAGACUCCAGCGCGCAAGAGCAGUCGGCUCCGGACUCUUGGGAGUCGGACGAUCUCGACGAGCGGUUGAAGCACCUGCAAAUAGUCAAGCCCGUGACGCCUGUGACUACAACGAAUGUCGAGAACGGCAGCGAGAGCAACCAGUCGAGCCAGCAACCAGCGCUCCAGCAAUCGGCAACGACACCGCAGCAAUCGGCGGGCCAGCAACAAGCGGUGGACAAGCGAUUGGAGCUCGUCGAUAGCUUUCUCAGAGAGGCUCUCGCGAAUCCUCGCGACCGACUCACGAUUCUCCGCAUGGAGCAGGACGUCGAACGGUUCAUCCGGAACCCCAAUCUCAAGGUCAUGGAGUUUCAGCCAAUGGCGUCCUCCUACUACCGCGCGGCGGCUCACCGCGUCGCACAGCACUACUCGCUCCAGACCUCCGCCGCCGACGCCGUUACUGCCGGCGGCGGCGAAUGCGCCGUCGUCGUCGCGCGAAAGAUUGGCGAGCUUCGCCCGCCUCCCGUCCGCCUCGUCGACCUCCCCCUGGGCCCUGCGGCCGCCGCCAAUCACAGCAUCGUCGCCAGCGGCGGGGACGGUGCGGAAAAUCCCGCAGGUUCGGCGGGGUUUAAGCUGGCAAUAAAGCGGAGGCCGAGCGGGGGGAGAGGAGGGGCUGCGGGGGAUGGCGUGGAAGGGGGCGGAAGUUCCGCGGACGGGCAGGGGGAAGGCGCGGGAGUGAUCCGAUCUGUGGAGGAACGGAAGGAGAUGUACAACCGGGCACGAGCGAGAAUUUUCAAUACUGCCCAAGUGGAUGCUGUGGAUAGCGAGGAGAGCGCGGGCAGCGCGGAAGGGGCAGGCGGAAAAGGCGAUGCGGGGGGGAAGCACGAGAAGGAGGGGAAGGCAGGGGGGAAAGCAGGGUCGGAGGCAGGCGGAAAGGCAGGCGGAAAGGCAGGCGGGAAGGCAGGCGGGAAGGGAAGCGGGGAGGCGGGUGCGAAGGGAAGCGCAAAGGGGAAGGGAGGUCCUGAGGAGGAGAAGACAGGGGCGGAUAAGCCCGGGGUAUCAUCUGGGGGGUCUCAAGGGUCGCACGGGCUCACCAAGAGCUCGUCUGGAGGGAGGAAAGGGAGGAGUGUGGCGAUUCUGCGAGACAGGGAGAAGGAGAAGCAGGAUCCGGACUACCAGCGCGGUUAUGAUCGGUUCUCACAGAGGUUCGAUCCGGGGUUUGGUGUGCAGGCGCCAAACCCCUACGGCGUGCAGCCCAUAUACGCCCCUGUGGUCACGUAUACCUCCGAGUUCCCCUCGCUUUCCCCUUCUGCGCCCACCAAUGCUGCUGCGGCUGGGAACCGAACCGGGCGUGGAGGCCCGGUUGGGGGCGGACCUGCCAGGCCUGGAGGUGCGGGGCCAGGUCUGGCGCCCAACUCGUCUCCUCACGGACCAGGUCAAUCCCCAGGCUCGGUGGGGGUUGGUUCGGCAGGGCUUAUCCAACCAGGGUUUCCAGGGCUAGGGUUUGCUCCGGGUAAUUUCCCCCCUGGCAACCUGCCCCCUGGCAGUAUACCCCCGGGUGGUUUACCCAUGCAUUUUCAGCAGGUUCCUACACUUGGCCCUCCCCAUCCUCUGAACGUGUGGCGGGCACAUGCUGCUGCGGGAAUGAUGGGCAUACAUGGGCGCGGGGUCAUGCCAUUGCCCGGACCUGUUCCCGGACCUGUUCCCGGAGCUGCCGCUGGUCCGGUCCCAUAUGGACUGGUUCAGUCUUCUGGCUCGAUGCCAGGCUCGGUAGGCUCACCCGUAGCAGGGGUAGGCCUGGGAAUGACUGGUUCGGCAGCAGCAGCAGGAGCAGGAAGUGGGGUUAUAGGGGGAGGGGCGGGGAUGGUUGGAGCAGCAGCAAGGGGAGGUGGCCAGGGCUUUUCCCCAAACCUUCAGAGGGACGGUAUUAUGGGUCCAGGAGCAAUGUCCGUUGCUGGUGCUGGUGCUCCCGUGAGACCAGGUCCGGGAGCAGGCUCGGGCCCGGCCUUUGCUCUAGGUAUUGUACCCGGUCCAAAUCCAGGCUUGGUUGGAAACCGAGGUAUGGGUGUGCCAGGAGGUAUGGGGUAUGGGUUCGCGGGAGGAAACAUGGUAGGGCCAGCAGGGGGGGUGGCAGGGCCGGGAUUUGCUGCGGGGCAAAUGGCGCGAGGUGGUGGGGGUGGGGGGAUGCCCUAUGUGGUGGGGGAUGGGGGGGUAAAUGGGGGAGGGAUGGGGGGAGGGAUGGGGGGUGCUGGGAAGGGAAUGUCUAGCGGGCCGGAAGCAGUUGUAGGUGCUGGUAAUGCUGCUGGUGGUGGUGGGGGGGGUGGUGUGCUUGGAGGGGGGCGGCGAGAGGUGGUUGGGCCUGGGGUUUACUCGUCUCCCAUAAGCUCCCCUUACUUGCAACAGCAGCAGCAACAGCAAUAUCAACAGCAGCAGCAACAGCAACAGCAACAGCAACAUCAUUAUCAGCAGCAGCAGCAACAACAACAGCAGCAGCAACAGCAAUAUCAGCAGCAGCAGCAGCAGCAGCAACAACAAUAUCAUCAACAGCAGCAACAUCAACAACAGAUGAUGCAACAGCAGCAAUUGCACCAGCAGCAGCAGUGGAGGCAGCAGCAACAGCAACAGCAGCAGCAGCAGCAGCAGCAGCAGCGCUAGUGGCACCGUGCACUAGUGCUGUUAGAGCCAGGGCGGGUUGCGUCCACUGCAUUGAGCAGGAACAUUCAAGCGUUAACUCUUGCUACCUCAAUGUUUUAUCUCUCGACUCUUGACGCCAUUUUAUUUCUCCGUUUUCCUGGUUUGCUUGCGCUCGUUGGUUUUUCUUGCACACGAAGACCAUUUUUCAAGUCUUAAUGGCUGAUACCGCAUGCUCAUUGCUAAGGCCUUUGUAGGGUGUCU
Molecule: messenger RNA, 3656 nt
Organism: Closterium sp. NIES-67
Lineage: Eukaryota; Viridiplantae; Streptophyta; Zygnematophyceae; Desmidiales; Closteriaceae
Source: the annotation of a GenBank genome assembly